AUGGAGGGAAACAACCACACGGAGGGUACUAAUGAAGAAGAACUAUGUUCGUUGCCUGAAAUGAUUUACGCCUUGUGUUCAAAAGAUCGUAGUGACCUAAACCCUUUGCAAGAGAUAUUUGGUGCUCACACGAGUUCACCAAUGCCUAAGGAUGUUGUUACCAAGAACUGUGAUCAUGAUGAGAAACUCGACGAGGAGAGUAACCGUAUGGCUAAACGGCAACGUUCCAUGGAUUAUCGUGUGAUGAUGGAGAAGAAAAGACGACAGGUCAUUAAAGAUAAAAUAGAUACAUUGCAGAAGAUGACACCUAUUCCCCCAAAGCCGGACCUUGCAGGGAAGCUUGAAAACAUCAUUGACUACAUUAAGAGUUUGCAGUAUCAAGCAGAUAUAAUGUAUAGGGCAUACGCAGCUACUCCGGUUUACUCGUCACCAUAUUAUGGAACUCAACCACCACCAUGUAUGUCUCCAUGGGGAUAUUAUCCUCCAGGUAUCCCAAUGAUGCCUCAGCAAAAUAUGCCUUAUAUCCCACAAUAUGAUCAGGUAUACGACAUGGCGCCUCGUGAUCAGACUAAACCUUAA
This is a messenger RNA of Capsella rubella, 579 nucleotides long. RefSeq names its product transcription factor bHLH109. Gene Ontology annotation, molecular function: protein dimerization activity. The record is from RefSeq and is a predicted model, not a curated record. Gene Ontology annotation, cellular component: nucleus. The coding region runs from base 1 to 579 and encodes 192 amino acids. Lineage: Eukaryota; Viridiplantae; Streptophyta; Magnoliopsida; Brassicales; Brassicaceae. The transcript is spliced from 5 exons.